UUUGGUGCCAGAAAAUCAAUCUUUAAGCAAUCUCUGUUUAUAGCCUGUACUGAAAUAAAUUUAUUAGUUUGCUUUGCCUUUAACUAGUUCCCUAGGCUAACGCAAAAUUUUAUUAAAUGGAUGUACUGGCAGUGAAAUGUGCAUUUAUUGAGUAAAUAAAUGCCUACCAACCCAUCUGCCAACUGGUACACAAAAUUAGACCGGUAAGUUACAUAGAAUAUUCCAUAUCGAAGGAACUAUUGCUUAAACAAGGUAAUAAGACACAGAGAUUGAAACGUACUCUACUUCGACUUGAACUGUAGUGAUGCCACAGUUUUUGAAGAUAUAUCUGGCCAAAAGUUUUCCGUUCUUAUGUACCUACAAGGCAAUUCGUCUCUGGCUGCUAUUUUUUGUUACUUUGAAUGCGGCGCUCUCUUUGGCAAAGGCAGAAUCCAUCAAAUGGUAUAAGGGUCAAGGCACUGGAGGUAGGAAAAUAAAAAAGGAUAUGGCUAUUUCAAGAGAAAAGUGCUACGAUUCUUGUAAAGGCAUGCUAGACACAGGAGAGCAUUCAAAUGGCGUUUCCUAUUAUGCAGAUUUUCGGCUCUGUGUCUGCCAUGUUGGUCAAACAGGACGAGAAAACCGUGAUCUUGGCUGGAUAAAUACAUAUAUAGGUGCAGAAACCACUCUACAAGUAGCGCUACAACCAGUUUGGGUAAAAAAUGUCUGGGGCUUCAACGGACACAAUUCAGGGAAUGAAUUUUUCAAAUAUAUAGGAAAAUUUAGAUACCCUAAUGCAUGCUACUUUAAUUGCUCCAGGAAAUGGAACAGUCUCAACCAGCUACCAGACGGUGUAAAUUAUGGGUUAGGUAUUAAUGAAGGAUCAUGCAUUUGUAUUUACGGCCAAAAGGGGAGAAGAAAAGAACUUACUAAGGCUUACAACAAUGCUGUUAUCGAUUAUGAGAUAAUUCAUACUCCAAAAUGGCAGCCAGGAGAAGGUACAUCGUUUGGCAGGAAAAACAUUGGCAAUUAUAUCGAUAAAACUGAGUGUUAUAUGGACUGUUCGAUGACUUUCAAUGAGCAGAAAAUUGUUGCCAAUGGUGUGACUAUGGAUGCUAACAACUGUUACUGUGAGUUUGGGCAAACAAAAAAAGCCGCCAAUAAGACAAGGUACAGGAACACAUUGAUUAAAAGAUCUUUUGAGUGGAAACUUAGACGACCAACUGGCCAGAUCAGAAUCAUAAUCAGCAACAAUACUGCUAACUUUUUAUGGCAACUCACAGUUGACAACGGAUACUGCAUUCGAUUAAACUUUUCUGAUUUCCAACUGGCUAACUCAAAGAACUGUAAGGACAGUUAUUUGCAAGUAUGGAAUGGAUUUGGUGGCUCUGCAAACACCGUUGGCCUGUAUUGCGGUACAGUUGCUCCGCCUAAUGUUGAGAUACCCAACAGAUUUGCUGCUAUUCAAUAUUAUUCAUUUAUAUCAAAUCGAGCCGCGGCUUUUACAAUCAAAUAUGAACAGUUUUUACCAGAUAAAGAAAGUCGCACUGAAUCAGAUAUCGUGACUAUAGGGAUUUCGUGCUCUGUAGGAGUUCUCUUUAUACUUCUUCUUGCUUUUGUAAUAUGGAAAAGGAAAACAUUUGGAAAACAAGUUACUGCUGCUCGAUCUUCAAUACGAACUUCAACAAAUCCAUUCUGCAGUGAUGAAAAUGCCGAUAAAUGGGAAACACCGAUAAAAAGCAUCCGAUUUCAUGGAAUCAUCGGGGAAGGCGCUUUUGGAAGAGUUUACCUUGCAACUUUGCUCGACGCCAGCCCACUAAAUGCAGUGAAAAUUGAAUUCACUCAAAAUAUGAAAGUAGCAGUUAAGAUAUUGGAAGAUAAUGCAGAAAGCUCACGAAAAUCGGAACUGUUACAAGAAAUUGAGAUGACGAAAGAGGUUGGUUUCCAUGACAACGUAAUUACCAUGUUGGGGUGUGUUACAGAUGAAAUGACGUCAUGCUUGAUCCUGGAAUUUAUGGAAUACGGAAGCUUACUGAAAUGUCUUCGCGAGGAGAGGAAAAGAGUUCAAACGCAGAAAUCUUCUGAGUAUUUGGAGCCAGUUGAAUGGGAAACAUUACAGCUGACGGUUAAUGAUCUACUAAGAGUGGCAUGGCAGAUUUCACGUGGGAUGGAGCAUGUAGCGCACAAGGGUAUUAUCCAUCGUGAUCUUGCAGCGAGAAAUGUACUGUUAGGCCCAGACAAAUACUGCAAGAUUGCUGAUUUUGGACUAAGUCGCUUUGCUGAUUUGGAUAAUGUCUAUGUAGCUAAGAACCGUCACAAACUUCCUGUCAAAUGGAUGCCACUUGAAGCGAUAAUCGAUCAAAAGUUUUCAGAGUUUUCUGAUGUCUGGUCUUAUGGUGUGGUGCUUUUUGAGCUGGUGACUCUAGGUGGGAGUCCGUAUCCAGGUAUGACAGCUAUAGAGAUGGUUCGCUUUCUGAAAUCUGGUGCUCGCAUGGCAAGACCUGAAAACUGUUCGGAAGAAAUGUAUGCUAUGAUGCAACGUUGCUGGUACACGGAACCAAAAAUGAGACCAACAUUUUCAACCAUAAAACAACAACUUGAAAUGCUCAUGUCCAAAGAAACACCUUAUUUGGACUUUAAUCUGGAUUUCAACAACGAAUACUAUCUAUUUCCUUCCUUCAAAAGUGAUGAUAAUACAGUAGACGAUCUGAUAUUCGAAUUGUAAGUUACAUAGUCAGGUUGUAGCAUCUUAUGGAGCCAAAUCGUCGAGCAGAUAGGAAUGCUAAAGACUGAAACAUUGUAAAUUUAGUCAUCCACUAGAAUGAUUUGGAAUUGAGAUGAACGAUUCUACUCAGGUCCUAAGACAUUUUCGCUCUUAAGUUAUUUUAUUAGGUUUGAGGCAGCAAAUGUUUAUCUUACUUAGCUUAUCAGUACAAAAAUGUGACUUUUCAUUCAUUGUCUU
This is a messenger RNA of Rhopilema esculentum, 2938 nucleotides long. RefSeq lists its product as uncharacterized. The record is from RefSeq and is a predicted model, not a curated record. Gene Ontology annotation, molecular function: transmembrane receptor protein tyrosine kinase activity; ATP binding. Gene Ontology annotation, cellular component: signaling receptor complex; plasma membrane. Lineage: Eukaryota; Metazoa; Cnidaria; Scyphozoa; Rhizostomeae; Rhizostomatidae. Gene Ontology annotation, biological process: protein phosphorylation; cell surface receptor protein tyrosine kinase signaling pathway; multicellular organism development.